Molecule: messenger RNA, 7611 nt
Organism: Pestalotiopsis fici W106-1
Lineage: Eukaryota; Fungi; Ascomycota; Sordariomycetes; Amphisphaeriales; Sporocadaceae
Exons: 6
Coding region: 1-7611 (2536 amino acids)
Biological process (GO): secondary metabolite biosynthetic process; fatty acid biosynthetic process
Molecular function (GO): fatty acid synthase activity; 3-oxoacyl-[acyl-carrier-protein] synthase activity; phosphopantetheine binding
Source: RefSeq, a predicted model, not a curated record
AUGGGACUGCCUUCUACCGAGCCCAUAGCCAUUGUCGGCAUUGGCUGCCGUUUCCCUGGAGGAGCGAGUUCCCCAAGCAAGUUAUGGGAUGUCCUCAAGGAUCCAAAGAACCUAGCCAAACCCAUCCCAGCCGAUAGAUUCAAUAUUGAUAGGUUCUAUCAUCCAGAUGGCAAGCAUCAUGGGACGACAAACGUCAAGGAGACCUACUUUCUGGACGAAGAUGUCCGGCAGUUCGAUUCGGGCUUUUUCGGGGCACCCACCGGAGAGGCUGCAUCAAUCGAUCCGCAGCACAGGCUGCUGCUGGAGACCGUCUAUGAAUCCCUAGAAACUGCAGGUCUCACUAUUUCAGGCUUGCAAGGCUCCGACACAGCUGUAUAUGUUGGCCUCAUGUGCAGCGACUACAUGGUUCUGCAUUCGCUCGACGUUGAUCGGGUCCCGACGUAUAACUCACCUGGUAUUGCGAACAGCAAUGCAUCGGCUCGUGUCUCCUAUUAUUUUGACUGGCAUGGACCCUGUAUGACUAUUGACACAGCCUGUUCGUCGAGUCUUGUGGCCGUCCACCAGGCGGUACAAGCAUUGCGAUCGGGCUCAUCACGCAUCGCAAUUGCUGCCGGGACAAACCUGUUGUUUUCACCACUUGGUUAUGUUUCUGAGAGUAACCUGAGCAUGUUAUCCCCGACCGGCAGAUCACGAAUGUGGGACGCCGACGCCGACGGAUACGCUCGCGGCGAAGGCGUCGCUGCGCUGGUUCUAAAGCCGCUAAGCGCCGCGUUGGCAGAUGGAGAUCAUGUUGAAUGUAUUAUUCGUGAGACCGGAGUCAACCAAGAUGGCAAGACAAAAGGUAUAACCAUGCCAAGUGCUGCAGCGCAGGCGGCGCUCAUACGUGAUACGUAUGCCCGCGCCGGCUUGGAUCUCAACUCGAAGAAACAUCGUUGUCAAUAUUUUGAAGCGCACGGAACUGGUACACCAGCAGGUGACCCUCAGGAAGCCGAAGCCUUGCACACUGCAUUCUUUGGAGAACAGUCUCAUGAUUCCGACGACAUUCUCAAAGUUGGGUCUGUCAAAACUGUGAUUGGUCACACAGAAGGCACUGCAGGUAUUGCAGGCGUGAUAAAGUCAUAUCUGGCAAUCAAACAUGGCCUGAUCCCGCCAAACUUGCUCUUCAACAAGCUAUCACCCACAGUUGAGCCCUUCUACAAACAUUUAGAAGUCGUCACAUCUCUUACCCCAUGGCCGAAGCUAGCGCCUGGCGUCCCUCGACGAGCAAGUGUGAAUAGCUUCGGCUUUGGUGGCACAAACGCCCACGCCAUCAUUGAGAGCUUUGGUACGAUAGGGCAGACACGGACGAGCCUCUUGGAGCCGUCAUUACCGACACCGAUUAGGUCCAUCCUACCGUUCACAUUCUCGGCGGCUUCAGAAAAGUCUUUAAAGCAACUACUAGACGCGUACCAACUCCAUCUGUCCGAUGUCAAGGACAUUGACUUGCGCAGAUUAGCCUAUUCACUAAGCAGCCGUCGCUCACAUUUUCCCUUCAAAAUCGCCAUUUCCGCUUCUACUCAAGAGGAGUUGCUGGACAGAAUCAACAAGGUUCUAGCUAGCCAGCCAACCUUCACUCGGUCCACCGUCAAAGAUGCUACUAUUCUAGGCAUUUUCACUGGGCAGGGCGCACAAUGGCCACGGAUGGGCCAACAGCUCUUGGAGACCAUACCGUCAGCCAAGGAAACUAUUGCAAAUUUGGACAAAGCCCUAGCCACCCUGCCAUCCAACGACAGGCCCAGUUGGACUAUCGCAGAACAAUUGAAUCAGGGUCAAGACAAGAGUCGACUCGACGAAGCCGAGAUUGCACAACCACUCGUGGCAGCGGUUCAAAUCCUCCUGGUGAACCUAUUCCGCAGUGCUGGUGUGAAAUUUCAAGCCAUUGUUGGUCAUAGUUCAGGCGAGAUCGCGGCUGCAUAUGCGUCCGGGCUCAUCAGCGACAAGGAUGCAAUCCGUAUAGCUUACUAUCGUGGGUUCCAUUCCAAGAAGGCCUGCGGUCCGACGGGACAACCAGGAGCUAUGCUCGCUGUUGGAACGUCACUUGAAGACGCACAGGAUCUCUGUAGCACUGAAGACUUUGCCGGCCGAGUUGUCGUGGCGGCUUGCAACUCUUCCACAAGCCUAACGCUAUCGGGCGACGAGGAUGCGAUUGACGAGGUCCAGUCGCUGCUGGAAGAGGAGAACAAAUUCGUGCGCCGACUGAGAGUCGACAAGGCGUAUCAUUCGCAUCACAUGAAGCCAGCUGCCGAGCCGUUUUUGACAAGUUUGGCGGCGUGCGACAUCACCGUCCUUCAGCCCCGUUCUGGGUCAGCGACAUGGUACUCAAGCGUUCACAAGAACACGCAGAAUGGUGUAACCACUGCACUCGAUGGUAGCUAUUGGGUUGAAAACCUGAAUAGCGCCGUAUUGUUCUCUGAUGCUCUGACAGCAGCCAUCACCAACGAUGGCCCUUUCGACGCCGUGCUCGAGAUUGGACCACACCCAGCGCUCAAAGGGCCGGCGUCUGAUGUGAUACAGGAUGUCCUCGGCAAGGUUCUCCCAUACACUGGAAGUCUCUCGAGAGGGAAGGAUGACAUUGAAGCUUGGGCAAGUGCUAUAAGUACACUCUGGGAGCAUGCCGGUACGUCCGCAGUCGACUUUGCAGCUCUUCAGCAUGACGUUUAUCCGGACGCUGCAGAGAUUCGACUGCUUCCAGGCAUCCCUCUAUAUCAAUGGACACACGACCGUGCGCUAUGGUCGGAACCCAAGUACUCGAGACUUCUUCGGGAACAGCCAGGAAAGUUUCAUGAUAUCUUGGGGACUCGCAUGCCCGACGGCACUGAAGAGGAAUGGCGCUGGAAGAAUGUUCUUACCACCAGGGAGAUACCUUGGUUAGUUGAUCAUGGACUCCAGGGGCAAACCGUCUUGCCGGCCACUGGCUAUAUUUCUCUGGCACUUGAAGCUGCCCUACAAAUUGCCGAGCAGAGGCCAGUCAAGUUACUUGAACUUACUGAUCUGACAAUCAAGAAGGCCAUCGCCAUUGACGACAGCCAGGGUUCGGAUAUAAUGGUUACCUUGACCAGAAUCGUGUACGAGAAAGACCUCAUUACCGCGCUCUUUGCUUGCUUCUCAACUAUUACUCGAGACUCGACACGACUCGCCCUCAAUGCUACGGGUUCCGUUCAUGUUCAUCUGGGCAAGCCCCUGCCUGACUUGCUCGCCCCACGUAGGGAAGCAGUUCCCGGUAUGGUGCCUGUCGACCCUGAACACUUUUUCAGUGAGCUCGACAAGAUUGGCUACAAUUACGGCCCUACAUUCCGCGGCAUCAAUGUCCUCAAACGAAAGCUUGGGUUCUCUAGUGGAACGAUCAAAGUCCCCCCGAACAAUCUUGGAACAAAUCUCUUGUUCCACCCAGGUAUGCUGGACGCUGCGCUACAGGGGAUGCUUUGUGGCUUUAGUUCUCCCGGAGACGGUCGCCUGUGGUCACUACACGCCCCCCUCUCAGUGCGCCGCGUUUCAUUGGUGCCGUCUCUUUGCGCAGACAAUAUGACUUCGGACGUUUACUUCGACUGUGCAGUUACAGAUACCAACUACGACAACCUGACUGGAGACGUCGAUGUCUUCCAGAGUGACACAGCUCACAAGUCAAUCUCGGUAGAAGGUGUUCGAUUCGGUCCAUUUUCCGCAGCCACGGCCGCAGACGACCGCCACCUGUUUGCUCAUAACAGGUGGGAUAUAGAAGAGCCCAACGGCGAGCUUGCCGCAGAGGGCCGUCGUGCCACGCCGCAAGAGAUCGAAAGAGCUUACGACUACGAGAGGGUAUCAUAUUACUACCUCCGAACGCUCCGUGAAUCAGUUUCUGUGGAAGAGCGGAAAGAUUUGCAGAUUCCGAUCCAUCAUGAGGCUCUCUUCGACUACGCCGACCACAUAUACGACCAAGUUCAACGUGGCGAGCACGCCUACGUUCAGAAGAGCUGGGACCAAGACAGCUUUGAGCUCAUCGAUGAGAUAUGCAAAAGGUACGGCCAUGAUGAUGCCGAUAUAGCUCUUACCAUAGCAGCCGGUGAAGCCAUGCCGGCAGUCAUUCGUGGUGAAACAACGAUCCUGGAGCACAUGACCAAAGACGACAAGCUCGAUAACUACUACAAGAAAGCCCUUGGGUUUGUUGAACUAAAUAGGUUGAUGGCAAACACGGUCAAGCAGAUUUCUCACCGCUUUGCUCGACUCAAUAUCUGUGAGAUAGGUGCUGGUACCGGCGGCGCAACCAAAGGCAUUGUCGAAAAACUUGACGCUGCAUUUGAUUCCUACACAUAUACCGACAUAUCUAGCGGGUUCUUCCCCAAAGCGAAGGAAAACUUUGGGGCACAAAAGGAUCGAUUCGUUUUCAAGACGCUUGAUAUAACGGUCGAUCCCAACGAGCAGGGGUUCAUACCUAACACGUAUGAUCUCAUCGUGGCAGCAAAUGUACUUCAUGCGACCCCAGACUUGGUACAUACCUUGAAGAACGUUCGCCGCCUUCUCAAACCUGGUGGCUACUUGGUGAUGAUGGAGUUCACCGACCUCAGCCCUAUGCGCAUGGGGCAGAUCAUUGGUGGCUUGCCAGGAUGGUGGAUCGGUCGCGAGAGCGGCCGUCGUUAUUCUCCCGCAGCCACACUUUCCGAGUGGAAUGACAUCCUUGGCAAAUCCGGUUUCGCGGUGCAGACUUCUACUCCUGUUUUGGACCCCGUGGUUAUGCCUGCUUGCAUCAUCACAGCUCGGGCCAUCGAUGAAGAAAUGACCCUUUUGCUUGAGCCUUUGAGUGCCCCUGUGUCGCAAGUUUCUUCUAGUUCGCCGGCCCUGGUGAUUAUUGGGGGAAACAGCAACGAAUCCAAAUCGGCAAUCGAGACUAUCAGAACAACCUUGACCUCAUAUUAUCCCAAAAUAUUAACCGUGGAAACGUGGGACAAGCUGGAUCCAACAAGUGUCCCUGCAAAUAGCAGUGUACUCAGUUUGAGCGACAUUGAUGCUCCUUUCUGGAAAGAUAUACCCGAGUCGCGGUUUGAUAAAUUCAAAACGACGUUACUGGCAGCCAGCAAAGUGCUAUGGGUAUCACAUGGAUCUGAUCGCAAAAACCCUGAUGGCGCAAUGACAUACGGGUUCUUCCGCUGCUUGGUAUACGAGUUGCCGGAAACACCUAUCCAAUUCCUUGACCUGGAGAGCCACGAACAGGUGAAACCUGCUAUUAUCGCAAAGAGGUUACUCUCCCUCGAAGUGUCACAGAAGUUGCGGGGUCUCGGUUCGCUAGACGCCAAGUUGUGGACUUUGGAGCCAGAAGUGAGGAUUCGCGCAGGGCAAUCCUUGAUACCUAGGCUCUAUCGCGAGCCUGAGCAGAAUGCGCGGUACAAUUCGGCCAAGCGUGAGAUCACCAGUGAAAUCGCAGUGCGCGAUAGCAUGCUCACUCUCAGGUGGAGCGGUACCAAAUAUGACCUAGUAACGGAACACCCUAUGGUCGAGCCACCAAGACCGGGACAAAGAAGGGUAAGAGUAAACACCUCACUACUAUCUUCAUUGGUAACCCCGAUUGGACGCAUGUUCUUGAGCCUAGGGACGGAUAUGGACACCAAAGAACAAGUGCUUUCAGUCGCCGCGAGAAAUAGCUCUACAAUCUUGGUGCCAGAAGACUGGACGAUACCAGUUCAGGUUGCGGUUGACAAUCAGUACCUGUCGUUCUUGGCCGGCUUCCUGAUGAGCGAGUAUAUUGCUUCGCUGAUAACCCCAGGCACAGCACUAGUAGCUUUUGAAGCAGAUCCAGGCUUGGCUUCCUUGCUUUCACGAAAGCUGUCGGCAAAGGGUUGUCCGGUUUUAUUCAUCAGUACCCAGGAGCACAUGAGGAUCCGACGUAACUGGGUUUAUAUGCACCCGAGAACUUUAGACAGGGACAUCUCGGCGGUCCUUCCGGGAGCGCGGGUUCUCUAUUUGGAUCUCUCGGGUGCCUCUCCGACAGAUGAGUCGCAUAGCCUUGGGCUUCGGAUUGCCAAACUGCUACCCGAUCUCUCAGAGGUGUAUGACGCUUCAUUGCUGCUUGCUCGCGAGUCCAGCAAGUCGACGGACAUGUCAAGCGAAAGGCUGGCUUCUUUACAGCAUAUGCUGGCAAAAGCCAAUGGGAUGGCUGCCGCUCAGCUGAGCGGUUCCCCUGACGGCAUGCCUCUCCUGGCAGAGCAAGUGUCCAAGAUCAUUGGAGAUAAAGACGUAUCUUCCGAGCCAAUGAAGAUUGUCCAGUGGACACGGGACGAAUAUGUGCCUGUCCGUGUUCGUCCCAUCACGUCACGGCAAGACUUAUUUAUGCCCGACAAAACAUACUGGCUUGUGGGACUUGCCGGUGAUCUUGGUCUGUCCAUCGCCAACUUCAUGAUCCAGAUGGGAGCUAGAAAUAUAGCUCUCUCGAGUCGAAACCCCCAAGUUGAUGAGCCCUGGGUGUCAGAACAGAAGUCCAAAUACGGAGCUACAAUCAAGUACUUCAAGGGAGACAUCUCUGAGAGAGAAGACGUCCGGCGUGUGCACAGGGAGAUUACCUCAGCACUACCACCCAUCGCAGGCGUGGCCAAUGGCGCAUUGGUGUUACGCGACAAGGGGUUUGUUAACAUGGAUCUGGCUACCUUCCAUCAGAACACUCGCUGCAAGGUGGAGGGCACCGAGCACCUGGACGAAAUCUUCGAUGCAGAGUCAAAUCUGGAUUGGUUCAUUGCCUUUUCAUCCAUCAGCUCCACCGUAGGCAACAUGGGACAGAUGGCUUAUGCGUCCGCCAAUAGUUUCAUGAAGGCAUUGGUAGCACAGCGCCGUGAUAGAGGACUCCCGGGCUCGGUCAUUGACAUCAGUCAAGUCUUUGGAGUUGGAUACGUCGAGCGCGAGAUGAAGCUGGGAACUACCAUGACCCGUGAGGCGGCACUCCGUCUAAUGCAUCGUUCAGGCACGAUCAUCAUGUCCGAGACGGAUCUGCAUCAUCUAUUCGCCGAGGCUAUCGUGGCUGGCAGGCCUGGCUCUGGUGGUGACCCGGAGGUCAUUACCGGGAUCAAGACAGUGACACCCGAUGAGGCCAGAGAUGCGCUCUGGGGCGCCAACGUUCGCUUCGGGCACUUCAUCCGUGCAGCGGGUACCGCAUCACUGCCUAGCGCCGCCAAGGUGGCUGCUGUACCCGUGAGAGUUCAACUAGAGGGCGCGAAGUCAGACGAGCAGGCGAUGCAGAUCCUAAAAAAGGCGCUCAUUGAGAAACUGAAGACGAGCAUGAUGGCCCAGGAUGAGUCAAUCAGUGACAAAACCCCACUCAUCGACAUGGGUGUGGAUUCCCUCGUAGCUGUCGAGAUCCGUACCUGGUUCGCUCAGGAGGUCGGAGUCGACGUCGCUGUGCUGCGAAUUCUUGGGGGGCCAUCGGUAGAAGAACUUGUGGAAGAUGCAAUCAAGAAGCUAAAAGACGCUGGAGAUACUACUGGCAGCAGCCCUUCAGUCAAGAGUGACGAGGCCGACACAAGGGAAAGGACAAGUCGCGAUAGCAACAGCGUCGAUGAGAGUGGCGGCGUCAGCACCUCUGCUACAAGCGAGGAUGACGAAAAGCAGGUUUAG